GCGGUCCCCGCCGCAGGAGGCCAGCAGCCCUCCGCCGGGACUCCAGGCCAGGAACCAGCACCGGGACUCGGGGUGGGCCGGGAGGCGACACACCAGCUCCAGCGCCUCCUUCAUGGCGGCGCCGCCUCCUCUUCCUCCUCCUCUUCCUCCUCCCGCCGCCGCCGUUACGUCCUGACGUCAGCACGCCUCUCGCCGUCCUGCCGGAAGCGGAAGCGGCACCGUUAAAGCGGAAGUGGGGCUGGACCGACCGGGCCCGGCGGCGCCAUGUACACCCCGGGCGGGCCGGCCUUGCCCGGCGGGCGGCGGCGGCGGGGUGUGGGUGGCGGCGGAGGAGGGGGAACGGCGGGGAGCGGCCUCCCCAAACAACCGGAACGCAGUUUGGCUUCGGCCCUGCCCGGGGCUCUCUCCAUCACGGCGCUCUGCACCGCCCUGGCCGAGCCCGCCUGGCUCCGCAUCCACGGCGGCACCUGCGCCCGCCAGGAGUUGGGGGUCGCCGACGUCCUGGGCUACGUGGACCCCGAAUUGUUGCGAGAUUAUUGCAUGAACCCCCAGACGGUGCUGCUGCUGCGGGUCAUCGCCGCCUUCUGCUUCCUGGGGAUCCUCUGCAGCCUCUCGGCUUUCCUGCUCGACGUCUUCGGGCCCAAGCACCCGGCCCUCAAGAUCACUGCGCCACCGUCAUCGGGUUCUGCUACUGGGCUUCGGAGCUGAUCCUCGCCCAACAACAGCAGCACAAAAAAUACCACGGCUCCCAAGUCUACGUCACCUUCGCCGUCAGUUUUUACCUGGUGGCGGGGGCCGGGGGGGCUUCCAUUUUAGCCACGGCCGCCAACCUGCUGCGCCAUUACCCCACCGAGGAAGAGGAGCAGGCCCUGGAGCUCCUCUCGGAGAUGGAGGAGAACGAACCUUCCCCCGCCGAGUACGAAGUCAUCAACCAGUUCCAACCCCCCCCGGCCUACACCCCCUGA
Messenger RNA from Calidris pugnax (ruff), 965 nucleotides. It is a transcript of the gene TMEM127, whose product is annotated as transmembrane protein 127. The annotation marks the transcript as partial. Lineage: Eukaryota; Metazoa; Chordata; Aves; Charadriiformes; Scolopacidae. The transcript has 3 exons. Gene Ontology annotation, biological process: negative regulation of cell population proliferation; negative regulation of TOR signaling. Gene Ontology annotation, cellular component: membrane. The record is from RefSeq and is a predicted model, not a curated record.